AAGAUCAAGAUCAAGAUCGAGAAGAUCGCGGGAUGUAAACACUUGCCUCGCCGUAGUCGUGGCUGCACGUGUUAGUCAGGAGUGACAUCAUCGCCCUCUGCUUCCAUCAGGAAGAAGUGCUGAGGAUUCUUUCGAGACACUGAUCAGUGUCCCUUGCAGGCCAACACUAGCAGAGCUGCUGGGUGGCUCCCAAGAUCCUGAUCAGGACAUCUCACAAGAAUAUAACCACAUAACCUCACUGUUGCUAGCACAUUCGGAGUACUAGAGGCUGUGGCACCACAGCCUGCAUGGCCCCCUCAAAUCCCCAACAAGAAAUAAAACAAGUUGGUGUUGAGGCUUUGGUACCACAACUUGCACAGUCCCCAUCAAGAUUUAAUGUCUGCCAUGCACCUUUGGGAAAAGCGAGAGGUUCCACGCCCUCCAGAGUAUACCAUAGGAUAUUCUUCAGAAGAACUUGUGCAAAAUAACUUACGUACAUGUGUACGUCCUCUCCUGAAUGGCAUCAGCAAGGGUCACCUAGCACUGGAUAACAAACGGGUAUCCACCUGCUUAAGGAAAGAAGUUGGAAUCCUUACGGCUUCAUUGUAUCGCAAUGGACGCCAUCGCACUGAGAAGUUUUACAGAGUUCUGAAAAAGGUGGAGAAGAGCUGCACCCGGUGGCAGAAGCUUGAUGUGGUGGAGGAGCUGGAGCGUUUGUGUCACCUCAUGCCUCGGAUGGUCUUGGAAUGCAGAACCCUGCGCUUACCAUCGAAGCAAAUGUUUGAGUACCUGCUGGUGAGACUGAUGGGAUCUUACCACCUCAUGCUGCAUAUUGAUAGGAUCUGCAGGGAAGCUGCUAUUCUCUUGUUAUCCAAAAUUGCCACUGGCCACUUCUUCAGUACAGCAGUGGCAUUUUUGUCUAAUAUGGCACGCAUCAGAGUCCUAGCAAUGGAUUAUGCUGGGCAGGUGGCCAAGAUUUAUGAUAACAUCCUGCCGCAUGUCAAGCACUUGAAAGGAAGCAACGCACCUCCCUUAUUAGACACAACCACUCUCCCUUCCUCUCUCUCUAGCCUCCUCCAGCAGUACUGUGCCUCACUUGAUGUCAACAGGAACUCACUACCUGUAAGUAAACCCUCUGCAAACAUCAGUUUCCUUAACUCAUUGAAUAUCUCCAGGGAAGAUGGUGCAAACAUUUCCAAGAUUGAUGAAUUCAUAAACUCUCCUAUAGCAAAAGACUUGGUCAGUGAGGAAUUGUUUAAUUCAAAAAAUGAAAUAUCUGAUAGACUGGAUAUGUCAGUCUCAAAUAGUUAUUUGAUGGAAGAUAUCGGUGAGUGUGUGCCGAUGACCAAAACUCCCAAGAAAGCUAAGGCUGUAAAGAAGAGAAAAUUAUCCCAGAAAACUAAUGGUGACAGUGAAACGAAUGAUGGACACUCCAGUAAGAAUGUUAAGAAAGUCAAAUCAGAUUCUGGCAAGAAUCUCUCACUCAAAUCAAAGAAAAAGAAAGCCAAGGGGAAUUUGUUAAAAUGUGAUGUAGGAAAAAAUAAACAAAAUAAAAUCAGAAAAUCCCUCAGUAAACCAGAUGAAGAGCAUUGUUCUGUAGCAUUUAUAAAACAUUUCAAGGCUGUGAAAAAACAAACAAAAAAUAUAAACUCCAUAGAAAGUUUAAGGAGGUUCCUUGAAAGGGAAAAGAAAAACAGGAGUGAAAAAGUCAGUGGCAGGGUAUCUGUGCUACUGAAGAAGGAAGACUGGAAGGAAUUUGCUAAAUUUUUAAGAACAAGGCUUAAGAAUAUUACAGAAUUGAGUAAAAUGGAUUCAGGUGAUAGUGAGGCACUGCAGCAGCUGUUAGGCAAGACCAGAGUUAGAGUUAAGUUUUGGCUCUUGUUUCCACACCUGAAGGGCAAAAAACCUGGAAACUGGAAGACUGUACUGGAAAAUUUAGCAGGUUAAUGAUGUACAUCUGAACAUUGAUUGUGCUAAAUAAUGUUUAACAUAUUGAUCGUUGGAAUGGAAAUAAGUAUAGCACUCAACAGAUUUGUGUGCAUGGCCUAGGAACAUAAGAAUAUAAACACAUAAGGGGAGCUGCAAGUGGCCUACAUAUGACAGUUCCUGUAAAGACACUUGGAGCUGUGAGUAUUAAAAUUAGUGUCAUUAUCUUAUUACUGGGUCUGUUUACAAAUUAUGUAUAGUUGUCCCCAUGUAGUGGUGUCACCAAGUCCAGUGAAUUUCAUAUAAAAAAUCAAAAUAAGAAUUUAUAUGUGGACUAUCAUGAGGUGCUCUAUAUUAAGAGCUCUGCUAAGGCCAGUAAGAUGCAAUAAGUGGAGGAUGUUGUCAAACUUUUUUUCAUCCAACUAAAAUAUGACAUCACUACUUUGGACAUCUGUAUCUUCUUAUGUAUCUCCAUUUUUCUAAUGUAUCUUCCUUGCAUUGACCUAUCAAAAGUGCCCUGUCUGUCCCCUCCAUGUAUCCUCUUGUGGCACUGGCUGACACAUGUAGCAGUAAGUAUAAAAAUAGUGUCAGAGGCUAGCAAGUGAAUCAGCAUCAUGGCAGAAUGUGAGAGAAUAGAGACAGUCAGUUGAAGGAGGGGAAGUUGAUGAAGCAAUGACCUUUAACUCCACAUAGCUGGAAAAGCCUGUGUGGGUGGCACUCCUCCACACGUGAUGCAACCUUCGUGACGUGGGUAGGAAAGUGCCUGGAGGUGUAACUGGCUCUGCUGUCGUUAUAAACAUCCCAGUAUGUUUCCAGGCUUUCUUAUGAAUGUAGUUGACUGUUGCCCUAUUGAAUCUUGUCAUGGUUACUCUGUUAGGGACAUAUGGCAUCUUGGUAAUGAUUGAGUAUGUAGGACAAAAAUUGUUAAUGUGUGAAAAAAUUAUGGAUCAUGAGUAAUGCUGUAAUCUUUUCAGUGUGAUAUGCAACAAUUCACAGCAUGAAAAGCAAUGCAUGGAGUCUAAAAGCAUCUACAGGAAAGAAAGGGAUAGAGAAAGAAUAUGUGUUAGGAUUUCCAGCCAGUACAAUGUUCAGAGGUGGCUGUAGAACAAGAAAAGAUGUCUCAGAGUGGUUAAUGAUGAAGGAGAUGUGCCAAGUAGUAGUGGAAGGGUUAAAUGAGUUGAUAUGCUCAGGAUCUUGGUGCAGAUAUCCUUUUUUCAGCAUACACUUGCAUCAUCCAUGUUGCUGUUGAAAUUAAUUAUGAAUAAGUUUAAUUUUUCAAAGUGACAGAAAUAUUAAAAUGCAUGUGUUAUAGGUGCUUGUGGUGUUGAUUGGAUGGGAUGAAAGCAGUGACGGUACAGUAAGUCUGAUAUAAUUAACUAUUUAAGGAGGAAGACCAGUUUAUCAUAUCUGGAAAUUUGCUUUAUCUGAAAUUCAUUAUUGCAUGAUCUUCAAGUGUACUCAGAUUGUCACAUAAGAAGAGUCA
Scylla paramamosain (green mud crab) is the source of this 3388-nucleotide messenger RNA. RefSeq lists its product as uncharacterized. Lineage: Eukaryota; Metazoa; Arthropoda; Malacostraca; Decapoda; Portunidae. The record is from RefSeq and is a predicted model, not a curated record. The transcript is spliced from 8 exons. Gene Ontology annotation, biological process: positive regulation of Notch signaling pathway. Bases 376 to 1926 code for a protein of 516 amino acids. Gene Ontology annotation, cellular component: nucleus.